Molecule: messenger RNA, 279 nt
Organism: Penicillium waksmanii
Lineage: Eukaryota; Fungi; Ascomycota; Eurotiomycetes; Eurotiales; Aspergillaceae
Exons: 3
Coding region: 1-279 (92 amino acids)
Source: RefSeq, a predicted model, not a curated record
AUGCUGCCACGUUAUCCUCGUCUAUGUCGCACUGCGCAUCGAAUCCCCUCCUCCGAUCGGCAAGAAUCUGCGCUUCGGUGGAUCGGAGCGAUCGAUGCUACCCUCCCCCCCGGUGGUGAAUACUACCAGCAGGGUCCUCCCCAGGGCUAUCCCCAGUACCCCCAGCAACCCCAGCAGUACGCUCCCCAGGGCGGCCCUCCCGGUCCCCAAUACGCUCCCCAGCAGGACAACAACAAGGGUAAAAGUGGUGGUGGUCAGGGCUGCCUCGGUGCCUGGUGA